Molecule: messenger RNA, 179 nt
Organism: Sphaeroforma arctica JP610
Lineage: Eukaryota; Ichthyosporea; Ichthyophonida
Exons: 1
Biological process (GO): protein folding in endoplasmic reticulum
Cellular component (GO): endoplasmic reticulum
Molecular function (GO): thiol oxidase activity; FAD binding; protein-disulfide reductase activity
Source: RefSeq, a predicted model, not a curated record
AUGAAGCCACCCAGCAAUGGGCACCCAACACAGAGAUGUUCUAUAAGAAGUUCUCGCCAGAGUACACGUAUGGGGAGGGGCCGAGACGCCUACGCAAUCUGUACUUUGUCUAUCUGUUCAUCUUGAGAGCAAUCGAGAAGGUGUGUUGUUGGGGUUACGAAGGUUGCCGACGUGAGUAG